Elephantulus edwardii (Cape elephant shrew) is the source of this 1512-nucleotide messenger RNA. RefSeq names its product solute carrier family 2 (facilitated glucose transporter), member 11 (gene SLC2A11). Gene Ontology annotation, cellular component: membrane. The record is from RefSeq and is a predicted model, not a curated record. The transcript is spliced from 13 exons. The coding region runs from base 1 to 1512 and encodes 503 amino acids. Gene Ontology annotation, molecular function: hexose transmembrane transporter activity. Lineage: Eukaryota; Metazoa; Chordata; Mammalia; Macroscelidea; Macroscelididae. Gene Ontology annotation, biological process: monosaccharide transmembrane transport.
AUGCCCCUUCCCCAGGCGCCCAGCACCGGGUCUCCCCUGAUGGCUCAGGGCAGGGUCCUGCUGCUGACCGCCUGUGCCGCUGGCAUUGGAGGGACAUUUCAAUUUGGCUACAACCUGUCCAUCAUCAAUGCACCUACCGUGUACAUUCAGCAGUUCACCAAUGCCACCUGGAGGGCAAGGACUGGCCAGCCACUGCCUGACCACCUGGUCCUGCUCAUGUGGUCCCUCAUCGUGUCUCUGUACUCCCUGGGAGGCCUCUUGGGAGCACUGCUGGCAGGGCCCCUAGCCAUCAUGCUGGGGAGGAAAAAGUCCCUCCUGGUUAAUAACGUCUUCGUGGUGGCUGCAGUGUUCCUGUUUGGCUUCAGCCGCAAAGCCGGUUCCUUUGAGAUGAUUAUGCUGGGCAGGCUGCUGGUUGGAGUAAGCGCAGGUGUGAGCAUGAACAUCCAGCCCAUGUACCUGGGAGAGAGCGCGCCCAAGGAGUUCCGAGGCGCUGUUGCCAUGAGCUCGUCGAUUUUCACAGCCCUGGGAAUCGUGAUGGGACAGGUGGUCGGACUCAGUGAGCUCCUGGGGAGCCCAGAGUCCUGGCCCCUGCUCCUGUCUAGCUGUCUGGUUCCUGGGGUGCUCCAGCUGGCCUCCCUGCCCCUGCUCCCCGAGAGUCCUCGCUACCUCCUCAUCGACUGCGGGGACACUGACGCGUGCUUGGCAGCCCUGCAGCGGCUGCGAGGUGAUGGGGACGUGGCGACCGAAUUAGCUGAGCUGGCCGAGGAGCGCGCCGCCUGCCAGGGUGGCCAUGCAAGGCGCCCAUGGGAGCUGUUCCAGGACCCAGCACUGCGUAGACAGGUGGUGACCCUCCUGGUGCUAGGCAGCGCCAUGGAGCUCUGUGGGAAUGACUCGGUGUAUGCCUAUGCGUCCUCAGUGUUCCAGGAGGCCGGUGUCCCUGCCGAGAAGGUUCAGUACGCCAUCAUCGGGACUGGGAGCUGCGAGCUGUUGACUGCAGUUGUCAGUUGUGUAGUGAUUGAGAGAGUGGGCCGGCGGGUGCUGCUGAUGGGGGGCUACUUCCUGAUGACCUGUUGGGGGAGCAUCUUCACAGUGGCCCUGUGCCUGCAGAGCUCUUUCCCCUGGAUGCCCUACCUGGCUGUGUCCUGCAUCUUCGCCUUCAUCCUCAGCUUUGGCAUUGGCCCUGCUGGAGUGACAGGGAUCCUGGCCACUGAGCUAUUUGAUCAGACAGCCCGGCCAGCUGCCUACAUGGUGUGUGGGGCGCUCCUGUGGAUCAUGCUGUUCCUGGUGGGGCUCGGCUUCCCCUUCAUCAUGGAGGGCUUGUCCUGCUUCCUCUUUAUCCCUUUCCUCCUCAUCUGCAUCUGUGGGGCUGUCUACACUGCCUUCUUCCUUCCUGAGACCAAAGGCAAGACCUUUUUGGAGAUCUCUGAGGAGCUGCAUAGACUCAACUUCCCAGCCCACAGCCAGGGGCCCAGAUGGAAGGGCCCCGAGGUCAUCCAGGCCACAGAGCUCUAG